Molecule: messenger RNA, 2664 nt
Organism: Dipodomys spectabilis (banner-tailed kangaroo rat)
Lineage: Eukaryota; Metazoa; Chordata; Mammalia; Rodentia; Heteromyidae
Gene: Kcne4
Product: potassium voltage-gated channel subfamily E regulatory subunit 4
Exons: 2
Coding region: 107-604 (165 amino acids)
Biological process (GO): regulation of heart rate by cardiac conduction; potassium ion export across plasma membrane; regulation of ventricular cardiac muscle cell membrane repolarization
Cellular component (GO): membrane
Molecular function (GO): voltage-gated potassium channel activity involved in ventricular cardiac muscle cell action potential repolarization; transmembrane transporter binding; potassium channel regulator activity
Source: RefSeq, a predicted model, not a curated record
CAGAGCUGGACCCAGAAGACGAUCACUCUUGAACUUGCUGAUUUAGGAAUUCAAUACUCGGGACAAAUUGUCAGCCUGUGAUCACCACUGUGUGAGCGCUGCGUCAAUGCUGAGGAUGGAGCCUCUGAACAGCACACACCCCAACGCUGCGGCCUCCAGCAGCCCCAUGGGGUCUCAUGCGGUCAGCAGCAGCCAUGGUAACGAGUACUUCUAUAUUCUCGUGGUCAUGUCCUUCUAUGGCGUUUUCUUAAUCGGAAUCAUGUUGGGCUACAUGAAAUCCAAGAGGCGAGAGAAGAAGAAGUCCAGCCUCCUGCUGCUUUACAAAGAUGAGGAGAGGCUGUGGGGGGAGGUCAUGAAGCCCCUGCCCCUGAGGUCAGUGCCGGUGCCCAUGAUGCUGAACAUGCUGCAGGAGAGUGUGGCGCCGGCCCUGUCCUGCACCCUCUGCUCCAUGGAGGGGGACAGUGUGAGCUCUGAGUCCUCCUCUCCAGAUGUGCACCUCACCAUCCAGGAGGAGGGCGCUGACGACGAGCUGGAGGAGACUUCUGAGACGCCUCUCAAUGAAAGCAGCGAAGGCUCCUCGGAGAACAUUCACCAGAAUUCCUAGCACCCCCCUCGGCCUCCAGAGGUAGACCCACCAAGCCACCGUCACCCUGAGAAAGAGGAAAGACGUUUUCCAAGUGUCUGCUCUCACUCUGGCAGUGCGGCGGUCACUUUGAAAGACCCUUGGCAAAUCUCCAACAUGAAAGGAGGGGCCCGGUGAACCAGGCUCAGUCAGAGUCCUGGAAGUGCCAGGGGUUUGGCCCCACUACUGAAAAAAAAAAGAAAAAAAACCCCUAAAGAUGUGCAGGGUGUAUAUGUCCUUUGGGGUCUAGGUGUUGGGGACCCUGUUCAGAAUUUGCCUGCAAGAUGGCUUGUCAUUUUCUCACUGGAUGAUUUUGGAAACUUCUACAGCAUCUUCUAAUUCCCAGACCUGUCAAAUGCCUAAGGCAGGCAGAGGGACUAGUUCUGCUUUGCUAAUCUGCCUGGAACUUUGUUCUUCUAGAUCUGAUUGGCUGUAAGUAUCUCUACUGUGUACCUGUGGCAUUAGAUCACAGAGUGUUACAAGAAUUUUUUGGAGGUCUUUUGGCUCAGAGAUGGACAUUUGAUGGAAGAUUUUUGGUAGGUAAAAGCUGGAUUUUUUGAAACCAGCCUGUUUGCAUAUUCGAAGGAAAGAAAGCCAUUAUUAAACCUAUUAACCUUAGUUGAGGGGCUGUCAUAAGAGAUGAUCUGCUAUUUUGAUCUUUUGCCUCCCCUAGGAGCUUGAACUCUCUGACUUGUGACCAUCCAGCUUCUCAUGCUGGUAUGACUUUCUUUUGGUUAGAGAUCUUCCUUAGAAAGGAAUCUAUAUUCUGAAUUGGUGUGCAAGGGGCUCCUUCUGGUCCUUCCAGAAGGGGUAAUGGUAAGGUUGUGUAAGACGAAGCUAUUCACAUCGCCUGUUCUCAUUUUCCCAGCCUGCUUCUCUGAACUGAAGGAAGACCCACUGUGGGUCCUCACAACGUGGUAUUUUGUCACGUAGCUGAAGCCUAGCAGGGAGGGCAUGCUCAGGCAGCAAUAGCUUAGAGCUGGGGUCCAAGUUCUGUGCUUGCAGAUGCCCUGAUGUGCAUUUGCUGUGUGGUCUCGGGCAUACCAUCCUGAGGCUCGUUGCCUUCAUGAGGCUCCCGCGGAUGUGCAGCCCCAGGGGGCUGGGAGAUGUCUUUAGAUUUAGGACUCUGUGACAAAUCCUUUAUAGCCUGGUGUGAGGAAGCUUGGACCAAACAUUUCCCCUUUGGCCAGUUAAGUCUGGAAAAGGAUCUGCUGAUUUAAAGGAGCAGUUGGAGACUCUAAAUACAUGUAACUGGGGAAUUUGGAGAGAAUCAUCAACCAUCUCUGCUGUAGUUUUCCCAGGAUUGGAACUCAAGAGGCAGUGACCACAUUUUCCUCAACACCGUUGCUCCUUGGACUGAUGCGAUGUUCACACUCAUGGCUGAGGGGCCAAGGAGUCAUCCAGGAAACGCUCAGGAGUGUUUGACAACGCCAACAUGCAUUCUUGUGCUCCAUAGCUUUGUAGCAGACCCUUUCUGCCUGUGAAGACAUGAAAGAUGGAGAAGAAGAGCAUACCGAAAGGUCAAGUUUAAUUCUAGCAAAGCAAACAGCAACAACAAAACCCCCCACAAACAAACUAUUGUUUUUCUUCCUAGAUUGAAGAUAUCCCGUUCACUAUGGUUUCCAGGGAAGGGUUAACAGUGGAGAAGCAGGUUUAUCUGUCGCUUUGACACAGGGCUAGAGGAAAUUUAUGUUUCUUUGUGGGGGAGGGAAGAGGGCCCUCUGUUCACUUUAAAAUUCAGAGUGUGGAUUUGCUCCAAAGAGGGCCAUUUAAGUUGAAAGAAGCCAAGUUAAGUUUGGCCUCUUGCCUGGAAUCACUUGAAUUCUGAAAUUUUACUGCGACAAGCAUGUGUGCUGUGGCAGUCACAUUUUCCAUUGCUUAAUUCUCAAAGUGCGGUGCAAGUCUAUCUUUGUGCCUAUUAACAAGUGAUGUAUAUAAUUCCUUCUUAUUCUAUUGAGUUGUACAAAAUUGUCUUUUGUAUUUAAUGGUUUGUAAUUUUCACAAUAUUUUUUAAUUUAAAUAAACACAGUUUUCCCUUUGAA